CUCUUCUGCUGCCAUAUAAGUAGCACUAAACAAAGUUGCGGCGGAAGUUCAAACAAAUUUUCCGACCAAAUUUGAACCCGAACUUGUCUUCUGAAAAUUGUACAGAUAUGGAUAGAGAUUAUCUGGGAGGAGUGAUUCUGGGAUUGUUUAUGUCGGGAAGAAUUGACUUUUUGAGGAAAAGACUGCUAAGUAAAAAGGAGGAGAAAGCUUCAACAAACGUACGUGUAAACUCUAAUUUGAUGUUGUUUUAUGAAAACAAAUUUGUAAGAUUAGAAAAGAAUCAUAUAGUAAUCAAGUGAAUAUGAUGAACUAACCGUGGCACUAGUAACGGAGCCAGGAUUUUCACCAAGGGAAUUCAAUACACGAAGAAAUCAAAUGGUGUACUACAUAAAAAAAAGUUUUAACUAGUGUAAUUUUUCAUGGUAGGGGAGGGGGUCACAUAAUAAACCCCUCGGCCCUACCUCGUUCCGCCCCUGCUGGCGUUUCUCUUGCUUUGUACCCUUUCCUUUUGGAGUAAUGAAUUAGAUAUUCAUCUUCUUAUUUAGAGCUAAAUCUGUAGAUAAAAAAACAAAGAUUUAAAUCCAAAUGUGGCUGAAAAUUAGAGGAGUAAGAAGAGGGAGGUUUUAAUUCAGGAAUCAAAAGCAUGUUAUUUAUGCACAAUUAUACCUUUUUCUAGAUAACUUGGGUUCAAUAGCAAAUACUUAUGCUAGUACUAUUUUUAAAUCUGGAUUUCUUUUUUGAUUUAUAUAAAAAUUCUUCUGAAGUAUUUUUGCUUGCAAGUGUAACGGAAUUAGGUUAAUGAGCCAAAGGUGGAUUGUGCGAGUCAGCUACCAGAUGACAUUUUGUCUUCCAUUCUCGCACGUAUGACAAUAAAAAAUGCAUGCUGUUAAGACGAGCAUUUUGUGUAGAAGGUGGAGAUAUCUGUUUUCCUCUAUGCCUACAUUACGAUUCAGCCAUGACAUGAUUGGUUUCAACUAUUUAGAUCAUAUAUGUCCCCCUUACUAUCAGCAAAAAUUCUUGAAAUUAGUAAAUCAGUUUUUGCAACUUUAUUUGAGUCGUAAAGUGGUUGAACUUGAAAUGCGCAUUUUCAUUGGGAGAAAGUUUUCUAGUGAAUUCUGCCAAUUGAUGCAUUCUAUUUCAAAAUUAGGUGUUGAAAGAUUACAUCUCAACUUUAGCUGUGAAAGAAUUCCCACCUCACAUAACAUUAACCCCAACCGCAACACGUUUUUUAAAUUUUCCCUUGAGCUUCUCUCUUAAGCCUCCUCCUUGAAAUCCUUGUUUUUGAGUGUUUGCGUUGUACAACCAAGUGUCACACUCCGUCUCAACUCCCUCAAGAACCUUUUCUUGACGAGCUUUCUGUUAGAAAGCGGACAACUUGAGGGUAUUUUGUCCUCGUGUUUGAACCUUAAUCAGUUAAUCAUAAAGUAUUGCAAACUUCUGGAUAAGCUAUGCAUAUCUGGUACAGUAAAAUCUGUUCUUUUUGCUGAUUGUGGCGGAUUGGAAGAGAUUGAUCUUCAGGCUACAAAUCUUCGUGGGUUUGAGUGUCUUUUUGGUAACAAAGUAAGAUUUUACUUUUCUUCUAUUCCCGUGUUGGAACAUAUAAAAAUUAAUCUUCGCGGGGAUGCUUCAAUGCCAUACAUAUUUGGUGAAUUUGCAAUGGAUUUACCUGCCCAGGUUAAAUCUUUAAUAGUCACAACAUUUUAUACUCGGGUAUUUGAUGAUUUCUUGGCUUGUCAAAUUCCUUUGGUAUUUAUCUUUUUGAACCCCCUAAUCACUUGAAGUAUUCCUUACUUCAGGCAACACACUUCCCAACCGAGAUGCAGAUAUUCGGAAAUCUUAGGAUGUUAGCCUUGCUAUUUGAAAGCACAUUCGACUUUGAAAUAGUCAAAGUUUUCCCCGUCUUAGAUGUCUGUCCUGUUCUUCAGUAUCUGGAUAUAUUGCAACACAAGACAUAUGGACAAAAGGCAAGAGGAAGUCACACAGGGUCUCCUUUAUCUCCUACAAAUCACACUGAGCUAAAAGAAGUGAGAUUCGGUGGAUUUCAUGGAACAAAAGAAGAGAUUGAACUUGCUACUUAUAUUCUGAGAAGUGCAACGGUACUCGACCAGAUGUUUCUCAGCCAAUACUCAAUCGGCCCAUAUUUUAAGGCUUAUUAUGGUCAUGAUAUAUGGGAGAAAAGAGAACGUGAACGCAUUUCACUCCAACGACAACUUCUUGGGCAAGCUAUCUCUAGUAGUACUGUGGUGAUCAUCCAGCAGGUUCCUGUACAAACACUAUAUCAGCUCUCUAUUGUCAUUAAUAGUUGUAGAGGUAAUGGAAGAAAUGCCUUUUUGGUUGCAAUUGCUAGUUUUUUCGAGAUUUGAUUUGUUAUUAUUUUAGCUUAAAGGGACCAGUUGUGGUAAGUUAAAUCUUGUUUAGGGGUUUGUUCCUACUCCCGUAGUUAUCCUUCAAAUCUGUCAUAGUUUCUUGGACGAAUGGGAAAGUUAGAAAAUGUUAAUGACAACUUAUUCAGUGUCUUAUAUUGUUUCAUACUAUAGUCGAAGUUGGUCUAUUUUUUAAAAUAAUUUCUUUCACCACGUAUGCACUUUUUAUUUGAAAUAGAAUUAAACGUCUUCAUUCCUAGAUCUCUAUAAGAUCAAAAAGGCAUUUCAGAUAUGCAAAAGGUAUACUUUUUUCUUCAUUUAGCUAUGUUUAAUGAAUAUUAUGUGUAGUUAUGAAUAUGUAAUUUGUUUGUGUUUAGAUUUAUGAUCUGAUUUUCAGGGUGUUAGAGCUACACUGGUGGAGCUUUUACCAGAGAUGGAGCAUAGAAUGUAUGCAAGACAUAUCCUUACCAAUUGAGGAACAAAUGGAUAGGUCUUCAAAGAAGGAACCAAUUCUGGGCAUGUGCAAGAAGCACCUUUGAAGCUGAAAUGAAGAAAAAUCUUAACCAAAUGGCCAUGCUAGGGGUAAAGAUAUUGUGCCAGAUUUACUUCAUUACAAGAAAUAAACUUGGUGUAAAUGUACUUUAGAACUAACAUCAAGUGUGAUAGCAUAGAUAAUAACAUAGAUGAGAGCUUUAAUUCUUGGAUUUUAGGACCAAGACAUAAAACAAAUAUUACUAUGCUAGAAGAGAUAAUGGUAAAAGAAGGAAGGCAAAAUGACCUUCUGGACCCCUGUACUAUGUCGAUUUUGUAAGUUGGACACUUUUACUUGUAUGUUUGUCA
Molecule: messenger RNA, 3203 nt
Organism: Capsicum annuum
Lineage: Eukaryota; Viridiplantae; Streptophyta; Magnoliopsida; Solanales; Solanaceae
Exons: 3
Coding region: 1818-2363 (181 amino acids)
Source: RefSeq, a predicted model, not a curated record